AUGUCGACUGAUUUAGCCUCUACUGGGUGGUCAUCUUCCGCCCAUCUCUUCUUACCAUUGCCGACCUUUGGAAUCGCAUUCACUGCAUUUUUCGUGCCUGGCACAAAAAGGUUGCAUUUCAGCGGGAUUGGAGCUGAAACAGGAAGGGGGGUCAGAGGUUCCAAUGCCUGUGAGAAUGGGGAUGGUGACAAUGGCAACAGUUCUAUUGCCGGUGCUGCAGAUUUGCUCGCACAGUCUAUGUCUCCGGAAGGAAGAGCUGAAGUAGAUACAGCCACAACAGGUGGUGUUGUAAAUGAGACCAGUGCCGAAGUUCCAGAGGACGAUGAUGAUGUUGUUGUACCGGAUGGUGUGGCUUAG
Suillus plorans is the source of this 357-nucleotide messenger RNA. RefSeq lists its product as uncharacterized. NCBI's taxonomy places the organism in Eukaryota, Fungi, Basidiomycota, Agaricomycetes, Boletales, Suillaceae. The transcript has a single exon. The record is from RefSeq and is a predicted model, not a curated record. The coding region runs from base 1 to 357 and encodes 118 amino acids.